AGUGCACCAUCCCAGAACAGCUAUCCUCAGCCAAGCACUGUCAGGGGCUAUUUUCUGUCUCGAGGGCCUGAGGACACUGACGUAGAAGAUGUGUGAGGAAGAGGACAGCACUGCCCUUGUUUGUGACAAUGGGUCAGGGCUUUGUAAAGCCGGCUUUGCUGGGGAUGAUGCUCCAAGAGCAGUUUUCCCUUCCAUUGUGGGUCGUCCCAGGCACCAGGGUGUGAUGGUUGGUAUGGGUCAAAAAGACAGCUAUGUAGGUGAUGAGGCUCAAAGCAAGAGAGGAAUCCUGACCUUGAAAUACCCCAUAGAACACGGCAUCAUCACAAACUGGGAUGACAUGGAGAAGAUCUGGCAUCACUCUUUCUAUAAUGAGCUGCGUGUUGCACCUGAAGAACACCCGACUCUGCUGACUGAAGCACCACUGAAUCCCAAAGCCAACCGAGAGAAAAUGACCCAGAUUAUGUUUGAGACUUUCAAUGUUCCAGCCAUGUAUGUAGCUAUUCAAGCCGUCCUGUCCCUCUAUGCUUCUGGACGUACCACAGGGAUUGUGCUUGACUCUGGCGAUGGUGUCACCCACAACGUGCCAAUUUAUGAAGGCUAUGCCUUGCCACAUGCCAUCAUGCGCCUGGACCUGGCUGGCCGUGACCUGACAGACUACCUCAUGAAAAUCCUGACAGAACGCGGCUACUCCUUUGUGACCACUGCGGAGCGCGAAAUUGUCCGUGACAUCAAGGAGAAACUGUGUUAUGUGGCCCUGGACUUUGAAAAUGAGAUGGCCACUGCUGCCUCUUCCUCCUCUCUGGAAAAAAGCUAUGAGCUUCCUGAUGGUCAGGUGAUCACCAUUGGAAACGAACGCUUCCGCUGCCCAGAGACCCUCUUCCAGCCUUCUUUCAUUGGCAUGGAGUCUGCUGGAAUUCAUGAAACCACUUACAACAGCAUCAUGAAGUGCGACAUAGACAUCAGAAAGGAUCUUUAUGCCAACAAUGUACUGUCUGGAGGCACUACAAUGUACCCGGGUAUUGCAGACAGGAUGCAGAAGGAAAUAACUGCUCUCGCUCCCAGCACUAUGAAGAUCAAGAUCAUUGCUCCUCCUGAACGUAAGUACUCCGUCUGGAUUGGAGGCUCUAUUCUUGCCUCCCUGUCUACUUUCCAGCAGAUGUGGAUCAGCAAACAGGAAUAUGAUGAAGCUGGCCCAUCCAUUGUUCACCGCAAAUGCUUUUAAAUUGCUUUAUCUUUAUAUGCCUCCUUAGUGUAUUACUGUGAAUGUAUUCAGGAAAAUACAUUCUUAUAAUUUCAUUCCAUAAAUCCUUCAUCGUAAUUACUCUAAUUAAUUUGAUACUGUAUUUUUUUUAAUAAAUUUUAAAUAUGCUAUGAAAUUGCUGCUCCUAUUAAAAAAAAAAAAAGAAAAAAGAAAAAAAAGAGCAUGCAUGUGCGGAGGUACCGUUACAGCUGGGUUGAAGCUCCAUCUUGUGACGCGAAUUUGUUACUACACUAUACUGGGCUUCGUAGAAAAAGAGGUACCUUUUACUCAAUGAUGCCAAUAAUAGAAAAUGCUCAGCUAUCAGGCUGCACAUUGUCAACGUUUAGCCUCAGAAAACAUUUUAGUCUUCAAACAGAAGCAGUCUUGAUUUUUCCAAAGUUCUGGGCAGUACCAAAGGAGCAUAGCAUCUGUUCGAUAUCAGGAUGAGCAUCUGCACUCUGCUUUGCAUCUGCUCUAUCCAGAAAUAUUAUCUAUCCACACCACUUCUUAACUCACAGCUGUCACGCUGGAAAUGCUAAUUUCUUGCAGUUUGUGCCCCAGAGGUGUACAAUGCAUCUACAACAAGUCUGUGUGUUUUCUUUCAAGAAUCUGUUCCUUUGGGAGCAUAUCUAAACACUAAUAUUAGAUUGAACACAUGACUUUCCUAUCUUAUCUUAUGCCCUCAGGAUGAGGGCAGCCUAUUAUUUUUAUGCUGUGAUUUCUGGCAAGUUCUAAAGGGUAAUUAAGCUGGCUUAAUACACUUUCUCUUUAAAACUGGGUUGCUUUUUGGGGGGAGGGGUAAUGUAAUCAAAGUAGAUAAAAUAAUUUAGAUGAUUUUCUGUGAUUUUUUUUUCUGAUUCCAUUUAUAGUCUUAAGUAAAUCAAAACUGACACUCAACUAGAAGUAUAUGCAUAGCAGCUGAAGCCAGUGAUACUGUCUUAAAAGUAUAUAGAUGAAUAAAGAAUUCACUGGGACAGACCUGAAAAAGGUCAGUUCUAAGGAACUUGCUGCAAUCUGUAUGCAUUAGAGUUCAGGAUAAAGGAUGCUAUUUAUUUUUGUUACCUAUUUUCCUGUCUAAACUCAAUAGUUUACCUCACUUCUCUGCUACGUGUUGCCUUUCAAACUGUAAGCUCUUUGCCACAGCACCUGUUAUUUACCAUGUCCGCAUAACCCCUGGGUUCUAGACCUUGUCCAGCUUCUGACUGUUAGGACAUGUUCCAAACUUUUUUGUACUAACCUUGUUAUUUAAAGUACAGGCCAUCUAGGUUCUUGGAACAGAUGAUAGAUACUAAAUAAACUCUUGUAAGAGCAAAUAACUUUGUAUGGUUCUUCCUUCUAACUUUAUCUAGAUCUUUUUAUCUAGCACUAGAUAGAUCCAGAGAAUCCCUUUCAGGAUAAGAACUUUAUUUCAAAUAAAGGUUUCUACUGGAGGGUCGCUGGAGAAGACAUAUUUCUCCAGGGGAUUCUGAAGUAUCUCUUAUAUUCCAAGAUGUGGUGAGGGUCAGCUGUCAGGUAAAGGACUUGUGUUUUCCUAAGUAUUUUCUGCUUAAUGACUUAGCCAAGAAUUGAGCUAUACGAGGAUGGAAUAGAGAAAAGGAUGGAAAAAAAUUAAAAAUCACCCAAACUGAUGAAUUUGUCUCUACUAUAUAUAAUAUAAAUUCAUGGAAGCAGUGAAGAGAUAUAAGUAGCUAGAGGGCACAAAAAGCCAACCACUGUUAAAAAUCUGUAAUUCUCAGAAAGCAAUUAAGGCCAACAAGUGACAAAAGAAACAUUUAUUUCAACACAGUUACUGUUGUUUGAAAUUAAUUUUAUUGUGUUUUAUAGGUGAUAUUUGUUUAGAGAUUCAGUGGUAAUGCCACUGAAAUCCAUCUUGAAAGAGCAACAAAAUAACUCUGAAACAGGCUAGAGCAAUAAAUAUCAAACCAUUCAAUCUAAAAUGUAUAAAUAUAAAAUUCCUUUCUGAAAAUGUAGGAAAAACGGGGAUCCUUUUUUCUGUUUUGGCCAUUUGUACAGUAACAUAGUGAUUGUCCAUCCGUAUCACCUCAGAUCCAGCACAAUUAUCUUUAUGUCUUUCCCGACCACAUGGGAACAUGGCUGCAGAAGAAGUCAACCCAUUAGUCAUAAAAAUAACUUUCAGUAAAACAGCAUAUGAGGGCUAUUGUUUCCUUUUAAUUUUCCAAGCCUGCUUAAUACUAUGGCUGUCUAUCAAGCUUUGACUGUACCUGUCACUGUCUUUUCCACAGGCAAACCUGACCAUUACAGGUAUAGAAUGCUGAAUAAAGCAAGGACUACAACAUGCAAUCAGAAAUAAAUUUCUAAAUAUAAUAUUGUUCAGUGUUUAGCCUGUGAAACAGAUUAUAGUUCUGUGCUAUCCUUUAUGUAUCACAGCAUGGGAUACCUCAAAUGGAGAGGGAAGGUGGUGUGUCCUGCAUUAGAAAAAGUGCAUGGGGGACAGCAGCAACAAAGUGUGAACUCUGUUCUCCUCCUGCAGUGGCUUCAGAUGUGUCUGCCCAUAUGAUGGAUUUUAUUAUUUUUUUUUUAGUAUUUAGGACUAGAUUGUGUCUUUAGAGGCUGCGAUCUCACUGGUUUUCUUGGAAGAUCCACGUGUUCUGGGGAGUGUACUUGAAAAGAUAUUUGUGUUCGAUAUGCAAUACCAGCAGUGUGUCUAAUGAUUAUAAAUCAGCUCAAAUGGGCAGUAACUUAAUUAAUGAACUAAGUCUGUGAAGGGCCACUGAAAAGAACCCAUCUGGAAAAAAAAAAAGUCAUUGAUUUUUUCAGAGUUGGAUGACCUUCUCAUUAUUCCUACAGUCAAUGAUAAAAGAACAAAACAAAGAACCCAAAUUUCUCCUCCUUUUGAAGAACAAUAUUGACAUUCUGAGAGUCCUUCAACAAAGAAGUAAUUAUUUCCAAUGUCUUUCAGCAUUACUUCUCUGCAUCUGAUCAUUUUAGUUUGAGCUAUAUGAGAUGUUUUGUAUUUGAAGUGAGAGAAUGAGUUUCCUUAAAAAAUAAAAUCUUCAUUAUUCAAAGGUAAAAA
Messenger RNA from Strigops habroptila (Kakapo), 4274 nucleotides. It is a transcript of the gene ACTA2, whose product is annotated as actin alpha 2, smooth muscle. The transcript has 9 exons. The record is from RefSeq and is a predicted model, not a curated record. The coding region runs from base 89 to 1222 and encodes 377 amino acids. Lineage: Eukaryota; Metazoa; Chordata; Aves; Psittaciformes; Psittacidae.